AUGCAUUUACUUCCUCUAUCACCUUCUACUUCUGUGGAUGAAAAUUCACCCCAGUUGUCCAAAAAGCCUACUUUCUAUGUGGAUUCCAACAAUGGCCUGGCCACUCCUCCUCAGGAUGCUAGGAUGAAGCAAGAUUAUUUCAGCGAGGGACAGCUGAAAGGGCUUGGUCUCACACAACAACAACAACCAAGAUCUGUUGUGGCAGUGAUUGGAGUCGGCUAUGUUGGCUUCGAGCUUGCUACAGGUUUCUCAAAAGCCUACCGUGUCAUUGCCUAUGAUGUAGACCAGCGUCGUCUGGCUCACAUCAAGCCAUUGACAGCUAACAUGAACAUCCAAUGCACCAACAACCCACAAGACAUUGCCAAUGCGUCACACUUCCUCAUCUCUGUUCCCACUCGGCUGCACCAUGACAACUCCGUCGACACACAACAUCUGGAGAGCGCCAUUGCUCUCGUUGCGCAACACGCUUGCCCUGGAUCAACAGUGAUCAUCGAAAGUUCCGUCGCGGUUGGCAUGACCCGUCAGCUCAUCAAAGAUGUUAUGAUCGCCAAGGGCCUCAAGGCCGGUAUGUCACCGGAGCGUGUUGAUCCUGGACGUGUCAGUCCCAGCUUCGAGACUAUUCCCAAGAUCAUUUCCGGGCUUGACGACAUUAUGCCAGGCUCUCUGGCCAGCAUCCACGAGUUGUACGAAGAGAUCUUCGAUGUGCUAGUCCCUGUCUCAUCGCCCGAAGUUGCCGAGAUGACAAAGCUAUAUGAGAACUGCCAGCGCAUGGUCUGCAUUGCCCAUGCCAAUGAGAUGGCCGAUGCCUGCCACUCCAUUGGCAUCAACGCGCUGGAGGUCUCAGCUGCCGCAGCUACAAAACCGUUCGGAUACCAGCCCUACGCUCCUGGUCUUGGAGUUGGCGGUCACUGCAUCCCCAUCAACCCGUACUACCUCCUCACCAACUCGGCAUUCCCUCUCCUGCAGGCAGCGACGGAAAAGAUGGCCGAUCGCCCGGCAAAAAUGGGAGAUCGCGCAAUGCGAAAGUUCCUCGAGCACCACAAAUCCCGGGCUUCUCGUGGCCGAACUCGCGUCCUGGUUGUCGGUGCAGGCUUCAAGCGUGGACAAUCUGUGUUGAGUAACUCGCCUGGUAUUACCCUCAUGCAACAUUUACUGUCUGAGUGGGAGGCGUAUGUUGAGUUUGCAGAUCCUCUUGUCUCAGCGGAGGCUCUUUCAUUUAUUCCUAAACUGGAUGAGAAGACAUCCUGGAACAAGGAGGACUUGGAAAGGCAGUUCGAUAUAAUUAUUGUUGCUGUUGAUCAGGUUGGGCUGGAUAUGAGUGUUUUGGAAGGUCUUGAUGUGAUGGUUGAGAACUUUGUGACAUCAAAGUUCUGUUAG
Molecule: messenger RNA, 1377 nt
Organism: Penicillium taxi
Lineage: Eukaryota; Fungi; Ascomycota; Eurotiomycetes; Eurotiales; Aspergillaceae
Product: nucleotide sugar dehydrogenase
Exons: 1
Coding region: 1-1377 (458 amino acids)
Biological process (GO): polysaccharide biosynthetic process
Molecular function (GO): NAD binding; oxidoreductase activity, acting on the CH-CH group of donors, NAD or NADP as acceptor; oxidoreductase activity, acting on the CH-OH group of donors, NAD or NADP as acceptor
Source: RefSeq, a predicted model, not a curated record